Molecule: messenger RNA, 4841 nt
Organism: Ctenopharyngodon idella (grass carp)
Lineage: Eukaryota; Metazoa; Chordata; Actinopteri; Cypriniformes; Xenocyprididae
Gene: mfsd11
Product: major facilitator superfamily domain containing 11
Exons: 14
Coding region: 533-1891 (452 amino acids)
Source: RefSeq, a predicted model, not a curated record
AGGCCUAUAAAUUGUUAAAUAACGAAUAUAGUUCCCGAUAGUAUGUGAGACGAAUCUGAACCUCAAUGUUAAAAUAGCAAUUUAUGUCGCUGAACUUCAUAGACAAAUUUAGACAAAUACUGAAUAUAAAUUAUAUCUAACUGAAAUAACUUAUACAAACUAUGCAUGUGAUAAUAAAUAUAUUUAAUGAAUAUCUAUCAACAGCACGUCUCGCUUUAGCUCAAUGCCUCGCUGAUUUACAUACCUAAGGAAAGACUACACUACCCACAAAUCCGUUCGUGGAGGAUGAAAGUGACAUCAGCGUCAGCUGAAAAGUCACAUGACAGACAUUUUCGAUUUCAGACAUACAGGCAGAUCCUGAUCGAGAAGUCGGAAACUAACAUAUAUUUACGUUUUCCAGCUUUACAAAAUGUUUCUGUCCAUAUCGAAAUCGUCGUGAUCAACAGGCUUUCACAUUAUGAAUUAGCUAUUUACACCAGCGCACCCGAGUAUUCGUUUCAGGUUGUCAGCGAGCUAAAGACUUCCAGCCAUCAUGAGUCCGGAGGGAAAGACCCUGCUCAACGUCAUCGUCCUGGGCUUGGGCUUUAUGGUUAUGUUCACUGCCUUUAGCACCUGCGGGAAUAUUGAACAAACUGUAAUAAAGAGUUUCAACAGUACAGAGUUUCAUGGAAGUGGCUACACAAGCUUGGCGAUUAUCUACACAGUAUUCUCUGCCUCUAAUCUCAUAGCGCCCUCAGUGAUAGCUGUCAUUGGACCUCAGCUGUCUUUGUUUUUUAGUGGACUUAUUUACAGUGCUUAUAUUGCUGUUUUCAUCCAUCCGUACACUGCGUCAUUCUACACUUUAUCUGUAUUGGUUGGAAUUGCAGCUGCAGUGCUCUGGACAGCUCAAGGGAAUCUGCUCACCAUCAACUCCAAAGAUUCCACCAUUGGGAGGAACAGUGGAAUAUUUUGGGCGUUGAUGCAGUUUAGCUUAUUCUUUGGUAAUCUCUACAUAUAUCUUGCCUGGCAUAGCAAGAGUCACAUAACAGACAAGGAUCGCCAGACAGUUUUCAUCACACUCACGGUCAUCAGUCUGGUGGGCAACUUCCUCUUUUUCCUGAUCCAGCGACCAGACCCAGAACCUGCACCUUCUGAUGCCUCUGAGUCACUUCUACCAACAGACAUCUCUGACAGUAAUGAUGUGGUUCCAUCCCAGAGUCUGUGCUCUCAGGCAUUGGAUGCAUUCAAGAGAUCCAUACAGCUGGCUAUGACCAAAGAGAUGCUUUUAUUGAGCAUACCCUUUGCAUACUCUGGUCUCGAGCUCACCUUUUACAGUGGGGUGUAUGGAACAUGUUUAGGGGCCAUGACUCAAUUUGGAGAAGGCGCCAAGGGUCUCAUCGGCCUCUCUGGAAUUUUGAUCGGUGUUGGUGAAAUACUUGGAGGGGGAGUGUUUGGGAUCAUGGAUAAGUGUAACCGUUUUGGCAGAAACCCGGUAGUGUUUUUGGGGCUGGUUACGCACAUUGUGGCAUUCUUCCUCAUCUUCCUCAACAUAGCCAGUGAUGCUCCUGUGGCCCCAGAGGAAGGCACACAAAUGCAAGCUUUUAUCCAACCCAGUGUGACUGUGGCGCUGAUAUGCAGUUUCUUACUGGGUCUUGGUGAUAGUUGCUUCAACACUCAGCUCAUCAGCAUUGUGGGACUUUUGUUCCGGGACGACAGCGCCCCAGCGUUUGCUGUCUUUAAAUUUGUACAGUCCAUCACAGCAGCGGUGGCCUUCUUCUACAGCAACUACCUUCUCCUGCAGUGGCAGCUGCUCAUCAUGGUGCUGGUGGGCUUCCUGGGCACCAUCUCCUUCUUUGUGGUGGAGUGGGCUGCUAUCAGCAGACGACAGGACUCCGACUAUGACAGUAUCUGAUAGGAACAGUUCGAAGGACUGAAGUGCCAGAAAUACCGUCUCAUCUCCAGCCAUCAGCCUCAGUGAGCACAUCUACAAACCAUCUCCAAUGUUCUCUUUCCUCUUUGGUUUUGCUCUUAAGAUGUCUCCUAAACUCUCAGCUGUUGGAGCACCUAGACCAUGUAUCCAUUCUAAGCGAAUCAGCUGUAUAGACUCGUUUCUUUACUUGCACAUAAAAUAUGUUUACUCCCCAGAUGGGAUCAAGUGCUGUAAUGCAAUAAUAAAUGGUUUGUUUAAAUUUUUACGUUUUCAAAUAGCAUUAUACUGUGCAAUGCCAGUGACCAUCUACCAACUAUGGUUUCAUCGUCUUUCCAAAAUUUUCUUGAACAUUGAACAAAUGACUAUAGACAUAAUUUACCCAAAAGUUGAACUUUUGUCAUGAUUUACUCACCCUCAGGUUGUUCCAAACACAAGGAGACAUUUUUGAAGAAUCUUUAUGCAGCUCAUUUUUAACCACAAAUAUGAUAGUGAAGAUGACAAAUAUGACAGUAUCGUAAAAUUGGUACACACAACUCGUGCACUAAAUUUCAAGUUUUCUGAAGCCAUGCGCGAUUGCUUCGUCUCAGGAACAGAUCGAAAUUUAAGCUGUUAAUCUGUCAAAGCUCUUAAAUAUAAUUCAGGAUUCAAACAUGCCGCUUUCUUUGCAUGAGGUUUGCCUAAACACUAUUGGUUUUCGUAUGUCGUAAGCGAACACAACAUACCAAAUUGAAAGAUUGAGAUUUGUGAGCUGAAAUCUAAAUUGACUGAAAUUUCAGUCUGAUCCUCACAAAAAAACAAUCAUACGUCAUCAGAAAUCUUAGAAUAUAGCACAUUUAACACUGUCCUUUGUCCAUGUUGGAGCUGGACAAAUGUGGUCGCUAUGAAUUGUGUUGGAAAAGAGCCGUGUAAAGAUUCUUCUGAAAUUCAAUUUUUCCCUGAAAAACAAAAAUGAGGAUAUGUAAAUGAAGACAGAAUCUUUAUUUUAGGUGAACUACUCCUUUAAGUGGCUAUUGUACUACUUAAAUUCAGUUAUUGCUGAGAAGUCUAUGGAGGCUUGUUUCCGCCGGGGAAUAAAAAUAAAAGGUAAUUGCGACCUUUCACAGAAUAUUGAGUUUAUAUUACAAUUCUGAGGGGAAAAAAGUCAAAAUUGCAAUAUAAUCUGACAAAUAUGGUCAGAAUUGAGAGAUAUAAACUCACAAUUAUGAGUCAGAAGUCAAAAUUACGAGAUAUAAAGCCACAAUUAUGAGACGUACUGUCAGAAUUGAGAGAUAUAAACUCUAAAUUGUGAGUUUUGAAGUUUAAAUUGUACGUUGCCCCGCACAUGACAUGUGGACAAAUAUGCCACGAAUUAAGAAUUUGUUUUCUCAUAUUAAGUAAAUCUUGGCCACAUUGUACCAGUUCAAUCCCUCGUUUUGAUUUAACUGGAAAAAAAAACCCGAACGUGGCCACGAUUUAUUUAUUUAUUUUUCUUAAAAUUGCGAGAUAUAUAAGGAAAAAAGUCACAAUUGCAAGUUUAUAUCACAGUUCUGAGAAAAAAGUCACAAUUACGAGAUAUGAAGUAGUAAUUAUGAGAAAAAACAUCAGAAUUGUGAAGUAAAAAGUCGCAACCGUGAGGAAAAAAAGUCAAAAUUGUGAGAUAUAAAGUUGCAAUUCUGAGAAAUACUGUUAAAAAUGAGAGAGAUAAAUUCACAAUUAUGAGAAAAACAUCAGAAUUGUAAGAUAAAAAGUCGCAACUGCUAGAAAAAUGUGAGAUAUAAUUCUGAGACAUACGGUCAGAAUUGAGAGAUGUAAACUCACAAUUGUGAGUUAUAAAGGCAAAAUUGUAUGGAGCUUCACACAUGACAUGGAGAAACAUGCCACGAAUUAAGAAUUCAUUCUUUCAUUUUAGUAAAUCGUGGCCACAUUGCACUAAUUCAUUCCCUUGAUUUGAUUUAACUAAUACAAGGGAACCUAUUAUUACAUCAUGGCCACAAUUUAGUAAAUUGAAAGAACAAAUUAGUAAAACACCCCGAAGUCGUGGGAACUAAUUAAUUUGUGGCCACAAUAUACAUUUUUUUUUACUGCAUGUCGUGAGCGGGGCUCCGUAGAAUUGUGACUUUAUUACUCACAAUUGUGUGUUAAUAUCAAAAUUCUGAGAAAAAAAGUCACAAUUGUGAGAAAAAGUUGCAGUUAACUCUAUUUUUUUUAUUCAGUGGCGGAAACAAGCUUCCAUAAGUCUUGGUGCAAAUGCAAUAAAUCACUGAGCAAUGAAACAUCAUUUAUAAACACUACGCUGUGAGACUGUAGAUGAGAAAUGUGAUUAUAGACUCAAUUUUUAUCUUUCGCAACUACAAAACGGAAACACUCAAUGCACUGUCAGUAGGUAAAUUAAAAUCUGUUUAUUUUAAUUCUUUUUGCCUUUCUUUUUCUUUUUUAAGAAAACACUUUUGCCAAAGAUUGAAGCACUCUUUAUAGAAAUUUGCUUUAUUUUUUUUUUUUUAAGUUUGUCCUUGUUUAUUUGUGUGAAGUGAAGAUAUUUCAAUGAAUCUGAUUACUGAUAUAAUCAAUAGAAAACAGAGAAGAAACUAUUUGAGGAUCAUUAUAACUGCAACUGUAUAAUAUCAAUCUGAGCUUAUAAUAUCAAGCAACAUGUCAUAAAUAAAUAAUAAUGUACUGAGAAAGGGUUCAGAAACCUUUUCUUAAUACAUUCGGAAUACAUAUGUUACAAGCUCAUUUGCAUGGGAGAAGAAGCUACACGUUUGUUAUUACGGCACGAACGGUUCAGCUGUAUUUGGUUCAAUGCAAUCUAUAGGAUGUUGAGGGAAAAUUACAUGAAUAUCUGGUCAUAUACUUGAAUGUAUCUUACUGUAAAAAUGGUAACGGCACCUGGAUUUUCUGUUUUCUUUUAUAAAUAUGUGUAUAUAUGGGAUUAAAGACCAUUUUGAGCCUUUGA